UCUCUCUCUCUCUCUCUCUCUCUCUUGCUGAGCUCUGCUGCUCUGCGAAAACCUUCUCUGCUGCUUCAUCAUUUCCGUUGCCCUCACUUGUCGAGCUUCUCGUUUUCUUGGAUCCCUGUUUGGUAGUUUCUCAUUUCCUCUUCGUAUUAAGGUAUGAUGCUUCGUGAACCAGUUUCUUCUUUACGAAUCUGUAUAAAGUUGGGAUCUUGAUGUGAAAUAUAUCCCAUGAGGUGUAUCUGAGAGUGGGAUUCCGUAAAAUGGUGCUCCUGUUGUGACAUUUAUCUUGUCCAACAGCUUGUGAAAUAGUUUGCUAUGGGAGGAGGUCCGGGGCUCAAUACUGUACCGAAUUCUAACCGUAUUGACAAGUCAAGAGUGCUGGACGUGAAGCCUCUUCGCAGUUUGGAACCCGUCUUUCCAAAUGCUAAUCAAGGUCCUCCAUUUGUGUGUUGUCCUCCUUUCGGCCCUUUCACUUCCGGAUUUUCACCAUUUUUCCCGUUUGGAGCUUCCCAAUCAUCGCACUAUACUCCAGAUCUCAACCAGACCGAGAACCCAUCUCCUGCAUUUGUUCCACCUCUUCGAUCAUUCAGAGAACCUACAGUAUCAAAUGGCCCCAGCAGCUCGGGCGGCCUCAGUGGAUCUAAAAGAGGAUAUGGCCGUCCAAAGGGCUCAACCAAUUUGAAGAAGAAGGAGAAGAAAGCUGUGAACAAGGGGCCCGGCUCACCUGCCAGUAGGCAGGAGGAAAGCUCUAAUCAAAACUUUGACAGUGGGAUCACCGUAGCAGAACGAGAAGAUGGAAAUAGGGAAAUCGUUCUUAGCGUAUUGGCACGGUUCGAUGCAGUCAAGAGGCGGCUUAACCAAUUAUUAGAUGCGAAGCACGCAACUUUUAAAUCGGCGGGUGCUUUGAUGAGCAGAGGGGUCCGCACAAAUAUGAAAAAGAGAGUCGGGUCCGUUCCUGGAGUUGAGGUGGGCGAUAUCUUCUAUUUCCGGAUAGAGAUGUGUUUGGUGGGUCUUCAUAUGCAGACAAUGGCUGGCAUCGACUAUUUGAUUGUUAAGGGUGGGAGUGAAGAAGAUCCUUUAGCAACGAGCAUUGUUUCAUCCGGACAUUAUGAUGAUGAUGCCGAGGAUCCUGACAGUUUAAUUUACAGCGGACAGGGUGGUAAUGCGGACAAGAACAGGCAAGCAUCUGAUCAGAAACUUGAAAGGGGAAAUCUCGCGUUAGAGAGAAGCUUAAGGAAUAGCAAUACAGUAAGAGUCAUACGAGGAGUAAGAGAUGUGACUAGUCAAAAUACAAAGAUCUAUAUAUAUGAUGGGCUUUUCUCGAUCAAAGAAUCAUGGGUAGAGAAGGGAAAAUCUGGCUGCAACACGUUCAAGUAUAAAUUGGCGAGGCUACCGGGCCAGCCACCUGCUUUUGCUGUCUGGAAAUCAGUUCAGAAGUGGAGGGAGGGUUUGAUCACGAGAACAGGGCUUAUCCUUCCGGAUCUCACCUCGGGAGCUGAAAGUGUACCUGUUUCGCUUAUAAAUGACGUGGAUGACGAUAGGGGGCCUGCAUAUUUCACUUAUAUCUCAACCUUAAAGUACUCAGAAUCCUUCAGACCAACACACCCGACAGUUGCCUGCACCUGUCGUAACUCAUGUGCACCUGGAAAUCUUAACUGUUCUUGCAUCCGGAGAAAUGAGGGUGAUCUCCCUUAUGUUAACGGGACUCUAGUCUCUCGAAGGCCGAUGAUAUAUGAAUGUGGUCCGACCUGUCCGUGUAAUGCCAGUUGCAAAAGCAAGAUCGUCCAGACAGGAUUGAAACUCCGUUUGGAAGUGUUUAAGACAGAGAAUCGUGGGUGGGGUCUACGUUCGUGGGAUCCUAUUCGAGCUGGUUCUUUCAUAUGCGAAUAUGCUGGUGAGCUCAAAGACAAAGCCAAGCUAAGUCAGGAAGAUGAAGAAGAUGAGUACAUUUUCGACACAUCUCGGGCAUAUAACCCUUUUAGAUGGAAUUAUGAACCUGCACUGGUGGAGGAGUAUACUUCAGAGGAGACUUUAGAGGAGUUUGAUCUUCCAUCACCACUUGUUAUCAGUGCCAAGAGUUUCGGGAAUGUUGCUCGGUUUAUGAAUCAUAGUUGCAGUCCCAAUGUUCUAUGGCAGCCAGUUGUUUAUGAAUGCAAUGGGGAAUCGUUUAUCCACAUUGCUUUUUUCGCCAUCCGGCAUAUUCCUCCAUUGACUGAGUUGACUUACGAUUACGGUUUUUCCUGUACAAACGGGACUGGAGCUGGAAGUUCUGUGUGUGGGAAGAGAAAAUGUCUGUGUGGAUAUGAUAAGUGCCGCGGCUCAUUUAGUUAACAGUGGAAAGAGCACUUCUUGCUAUUGGUCGGGUAUAAGGCUUUUUUAAUCAACUGCAAGAUGCAAGCUUGGAUCUUGAAGGAACUCCAUGAUGCAGACACUACUAUGGCUGAACUGUUUCUAUUGUCAGAGUCAGGACACAUGAUGUGUAGUAGAGUACAAGGUGGGAAGAAAGCCUUUCUGAAAUGCUUUUUGGAGGGGUUGAAUCUGGUUGAUGAGUUUAAUAACUUUUUUGUUGUGAUGUUAGUAAAUCUUUAAAGGGUAGAAACUUUUGGGUGCCAUUUCUUGUAAAACUUUAUAUUCAGCCUUGUAAAUUCUCUGGCACCAUUCCGGGUUAGGUUCAUGUCUAGUGGUAGCUAGCUUCCUGCAUGUUCUUUUGGUGUAAUGUUUUCCAUUUCCAUUGAAGGAAAGAUCAAAUCUUUGUCCA
Tarenaya hassleriana is the source of this 2755-nucleotide messenger RNA. Its product is annotated as histone-lysine N-methyltransferase, H3 lysine-9 specific SUVH3-like. Lineage: Eukaryota; Viridiplantae; Streptophyta; Magnoliopsida; Brassicales; Cleomaceae. Bases 313 to 2328 code for a protein of 671 amino acids. The record is from RefSeq and is a predicted model, not a curated record. Gene Ontology annotation, molecular function: zinc ion binding; protein binding; histone methyltransferase activity. The transcript has 5 exons. Gene Ontology annotation, cellular component: nucleus.